CGAGGGACGAGCCCAGGAGGCACACCCUCGGCGGCGAUCAUCAGCCAUCCCUUCAUCAUCAGCAGUUCAACGCGCAGCAGCUGCACCCCCUGCAUCCACAUCAUUUGCCGCCACCACACGGCCAGUACGGCACUCCACCCUCACGACACACCACUAUGGAUCUCGAGACGGGGUUUUAUCUUAAGAUGGGGACCAAGUCUCGCCAGAGAAAGUCGCCUCUUCCGCGCGGAUAUCCGCCCCCAUCUUCGACGAUGCUUUUCGAUGACGACCCGGGCAUCAUGUCCGAGGUGGAGACCUCGAGCACGGGAUUUCGUCGAGGCGGCAAGCAACGGAGCAGCUUGCCCGUCGUACGAACGCCCAGCAAGACUUUGGAGCGACCAUUAGGACUGGUAUUCCUGCAGUACAGGAACGAAACGAAGAGAGCUUUGCUGCCGAACGAGAUUACCAGUAUAGACACUGUCAAGGCUCUCUUCGUUAGAAGCUUUCCGAAACAACUCACCAUGGAAUACCUGGAUAGUCCUCACGUAAAAGUCUACAUACACGACAGUAACAAAGACAUGUUCUACGAACUCGAGGAUUUAAGGUCACACUUAAGAGACAUUCGGGAUCGCAGUGUCCUGAGACUUUUCGAAAGCGCCGACGGAGUGACAGGGAUGCCAGGGCCAUUGGGAGUGCCAGGAGGUGGCGGUGGUUUGCCGCCUCACUGGGAAGAUCAGAGCUACUUCAGCGAGCCGGAAUUCGACAGCGAAUAUCAGCAUCAGCACAUUCACAAGAGCAAGACGGCCAAGAAUUCGACGUCGGGCAGCGGAUAUUACGUGGGCGGAAGCAGCACCUUGCCGCGCGGUGGGCCGCUCCUAAGGGCGUACAGUCCCGCGGCGUCGAGCGUCGUCGGGGGGCCGAACGCGACGCCGACGCAGCCCAAAACCCUCACUACGCCGGAUGGUUGGAUAGGUGGUGGCGGGGUGCCGCCGGCCAAGCCGCUUCGCAGCUACCAGUGCGGUGGUAAGAGUCCCCUUGGAAGCCUCGGGGGCUCGGCGCGCUUCUCUAGAGACAGCUCGGUCUCCCUCUAUAGUAUACCAGAUCGGCUGCACGGCGAGAGCGGAUACAUGAGCAGUCCGGAGCGUGGAGGUGGCGUCGGUUCCGGAAGCGGAAGAUAUCCGCCUGGACCCUAUAGCGCCGGCAGCAGCUACGAAGAUCCGUAUUACUCGCAAUAUUCGGGAACUGUUACACCCGCUAUCGACGAAGAAGCCAGGAUAAGGGUGGAGCACAUGGAGAGACAACUGGCAAAUUUGACCGGACUCGUUCAGAAGGCCCUGACACACGCUCCGCACACCAGCCCGUCGCCGCGCGAAUACUUGCAGGUCCCACCAGGACGAGAUCCUUACGCGAGAGCCGCAGGCGCCGGGGACGAGUUCGACAAACACUCUAGCUCCAGCUCUGCCUCACUGCCAGUGUCUCAACCUGCCGUUACAGAUGACUCGUACUUAAGGACUGACGUUAAACCACCAAAAUUAGGCAAAGACAAGUCGGUGUCGUUUGAAAAGUCAGUGUCCUUCAGUGACGAGCCACCAGACAUGAACUCCCCCAAACAGCAUUCCCCGCAACAUACAGCGGACACAAAACCUACGAAACCGGCAAUCAAAUCCUCCACGUUGCCGAGGAUGUCGUCGCAAGAGCGAGACAGGCACAAACCGACACCACCGCCGAAACCGGCCGCGCUGGUGGCCGGCCAGUACGUGUACAGGGACUUGGCGCUCACACCGGAGAUGUACAAUCAGCUGAGGGGACUUCAGAAGAAGGCGAAGGAUCUCAGACAGGAAGUGAGAAAUCUGAGACGCAUGUCGCAAGCGCAGGCUCACUCGGUGCGCGAAACCAUCUGGGACACAUUCAUCACGAUCAGAGCGAUGCUCAAGUCGGGAGGAGACGCAGUUUGGACGGCCGGGGACGCGGAGAGAAAUCGACUGAGCCGCGAGGAGGACCUCUACAAGCAGGAGAUGUUAAGGCUGGAAAAAGAUCUCACCGAGCUGGAGAGCAACGUGGAGGAGCUUCGCGGCAACGUGAUCAAUAGAAAGACGCGUGUCAAUAUGUCGGAUGUGGAGAACAUGGCUUUGAUAUUGAGUAAAUCCAGCAAAACUGUGGCCGACCUGAAAGUACGUUUCCCGAGUUUGCAAGAGGGCAUGAAGGGCUUUUUGAGCUCCGAGAUGGAGAAAGUGGUGCGCGAGGAAAAGUUCCUCAAGGAAGAACCCGAACGACUAGAAUCUGCGUUGAAACGUUGCAAGAAACUGACCGGCACACUCGUAACGCUCAAACGCUUGGCGUCGGUGCAAGAGCAGCGAUUACCAAACGCAACGAGCGUAGAUGCCGAGGACACGCCACCGAUAACACCGACGACGGCACAGCAUUCCAAGGCAGCUGCCCCUGUGCCAGCGGAACGCACUGUCGUGGGGUCAGCGAGCGUCCUCGGGGGAGGGGGCCACCCUCACGAGCCAUCCGCCGACCAUCAGCAGCGUCCGGAGAACGCACUCGACGCUCUGCUAGACGAGCUGCAGACUUUCUCACGACCGGGCUCGCAGAUGGGUCACCACCACGUGUCCGGCGGCCUGUCAGUGCACCCGGGCUCUAACGCGCUCCUGGCCGAUGUGGGUCGCGCUUCCAGCCUUCGAGAGACUACGGGCGUUCCUGCAGCGACCACUACUGGCGGUGUCCACGGUCGCGCACCUAAUAUCAGCGACAUUGGCCGGAAGGGCAGCGUCGAUUCAUCGAGCGGUGCUCUUACCGCGCCUCCACCUUCUGCCGGGUUAAUGGGUCUACCUGGUAUGGUACCGGGCGCCAGUGGAACUCUUCGUCGUCUACAUUCAUACCCCUCGAGUUCGGACACCGACACUUCACCACCUAUUGCUAGGCUGCAAGCAUUGUCACUGCAGGAUCAUCAGCAGCAGCCAACGAUGCAGCAGCAAGCGGCGCAACAACAACCGGGCCUGCCAGGACUGCCGCAGGGCUUUCUGCCUGGACAGAAGCCACCGGUGCCGGAGCGGAACGCUGAGCUGUUGCAGCUGGCCAGCGCCAGAAGAGUACCGCCGCCACCGCCGCCGCGCACCAGCUCCCGAUCGCCCCUGGCAAGUCCGACCAGCCCGCAGCUGCCGCCCAGAAAUCAUCCGUGCAGCCUGCAAAGCGGCAAUGCGACUCUGCGCCGCGCAACAUCUCGCGGCAGCGGAAACCUUAUUGGCAAGGAGGGUAAACCACCGAUGGCUUUGCCGCCGGACGCCACGGCCAUAUUGUCUACCGUGGAUCAAAUUGGAGACAAAUCGGUGCCGAUCUCAUCGUCGGCACCGACAUCGGGCGUCGUCGUGUCUCACAAUUCGUCGUCCUCGCAGUCCUCCGCGAUGUUGUCGACCAGCAACUCGAGCUCGUGCGAAAGCGUUAACUCGCAAGAAGGGCUGCAGAGCAAACGGGGCCGGCAGGAGCAAUUGGAGCAGCGUCAUCAGGAAUUGUUGCGUAAGCAGAAAGCGUUGCAAGAGCAAUACGCUCGACUGCAGCAAUUGCAGAGAAACACCGCGGGUCUCACCACCGUGCCGCCGGCGCCGCCCGAUCUGCUCAAAAAAACCGGUUCCGAGAGCAACCUUCUGGCGAAAAUGGGUCUCGGCCUGAGCACCGCUAGUUCCGGAUCCCUCACCAGUCUCAGCAUUAAACCGCCGCAGCAGAUCCCGCAGGAUGUCACUUCCGGCGACGCAAACAAUCAACUAACCGCCAACAAGAUUGAGAUCGCUAACGGACAAACGAACCUGACAACCUCCGCGGUGACCUCCACGGUGACGACGUCGACAACGACGAAUAGCAGCAAUCAUAUAUCCAGCACUUCCAUGACAGUCGUGUCGAGCUCAACGACCACCGGAUCCGCCACGACUGUCACCACGUCCACCACGACCACAAGCAAGGUCUACGAGACAGACAUUCUGUGACCGAGAAGCCGCUCGCUGAUCAAUUGCUCGACCGUCAAGGUCACUGAAAUCGCGCUGGCGAGUUAACACGGCCGUGGACCGGCGAGAUCGCGAGGCUGCUGCUAACCAGAUGCCCUCGAUUUUCAUGCAAUACAGUCGUGGAAGAGAUUGUUGAUAAAAUGAGUCAAACAAGGAAAGAAACGAAAAGAAGAAACAAUGGAAUGAUGGACACGAAAGACGGAUGGAAAAGACUCAGGAUACUGAAAUGACAAAUCGCCACAUUCAUAAUAAGGAGACCAAAUAGCUGGUAAAGACAACGGAAGUAUGAAGACGAAGCUCGAGCUAUAAAAGCGCGAAGAAUCAGAUAGAGGGAAAAGAAGAAUAUGAAAAGACUAAGAAAACGAAGAAGACUACUCCCGAUUUUUGAGCUCUCUAAACGCUCCAUCGCAAAAGAAAUCCUCAUGACAGACAAAAAUGGAAAGUAGAAUAGGAAUUUAGACGCGCGAGAACACGCGCGAUAAUCGCCAGUAAUCACAGGGCAGUAAUCAUUACGGUUAACGAUAGCAUUAAUAAUCGUAACAAAACAACGGCGCGAAAUCUUUGCGAACGUCCAAAAAAAAAAAAAAAAAAAGAAAAAGACGGGAAUGAUAAAGAUAAAAAACCGAAAACGAGUACGCGAAUCUCGACGUUGCGGUUCAUUGUACUUUGCAAUCACGCGAUAAUAUUCGAUGCGCUCUGCAAGGCAGGCAGGUUACAUCCGGUUGCUGUUGCACCGACGACGCGCACCGGAACGCGUCUUGCCGUUGAUUUUCUCGAUUUCUUCCUUCGUUCAUGAUCAGAGAAAAAUGUAAAAUUCUCAAAAUAUCUCCCCGAAGAGAUCGAAUCGCAUCCUGUAUCACGUAAAAAGAAGCUUUGCGCAAUUCUCGAACAGAGCCUUGGUCUAUCACGGCGUAUUCUUCGCAACGUUUGUGCCAAAUGCAAGAAGAAGAAGAAGAAGAAACAUGACACAUUUUUUAAAUUACACAUUAUACACGGCCUCGCGCGCAUAAUUCGGCGACGGCCGUUUGUUUGUCACCCGUAAACCCAGCCGGCUAUUCGUUCUUUCUUCGUCGUAUAGUAGCGCGAGCGUAAACACCGCCAAGAUUCUACCGUAGAUGAUCAUCGUAUAAAUAUUAUACAUAUACAAACGUAUUAUACAUAUAAAUAUAUACAUAUAUUAUAUACAUGUACGCGCGAGUCGAGAUUUAUAUAAAUAUAUAUAUACGUAUGAGAGAAUGGAAACAAGGUAGCUAACUAAGGUACCAUAUAUGAAGAUAUACGAGAUAUACUGCAGUCGUUUACUUACAUACACACACACACAUACACACAUUCGCAAAAAUUCUAUAUACGUACACGCGACGGUUAAAUGUCGCGCGCGCGAGCGUCGAAAAAACUUUUCUCGGUCGGCGAAAUCAUAUGAGAUACAAGCGUUUCGUUACAUACACAAUAUUACGUGUUCUAACGUGCGCCCAUACAGCGGAGACACGGAGACACUUUUUUUGUCGCGCUUUAAUAAGACGAUUAAAAUCAACUGCUACGUGUAUAUACACACAUGCAAAAAAAUAAAAAAAAAAAAAUAAAAACAUCCAGCCGCCAUAUAUGCAUAUACAUAUAUUAUACAUACAGGAUGCGUAGCGAUAGGCGAUCGACGUGAUUAUUCUCGUUACUGGUGAGAGCUUACGGGCGGCAUUGUACGACAAACGAGAUUCAAAAGCGGAAGCGAAGAAACCGGCACGAUUGUACAAGGCGCACGACAGGAUCUCGACUCGAGAGAUCCAAGAAUCCAUGGAAAGAACAGGAUGCAAAGAAAAAAAAAGAUCAUUCUUUUUAGUGUAACAUCUGCUAAUAUACCGAUGAUAUAAUUGAUAUUUACUGAUAAGUGCGGCGCCGAAUAUUUAUGAAAGUACAUUUGUGUGCGCGCGUGAAUGCGUGGUCAAGUUGCACCGACAAUUCGAAUUGAUGUGUAAUCGCACUGUAAUAAACUAUCUUUUUUACAUUACAAUAAUCUACACUUAUAUAUACAUACAACAGAAGACUUCACGUAAAAACAAACUUGAGGUUGAAUGAUCAGUUUGUACAAUUUACGAGAUUAAGAUUAUAGAGAACUUUGUAUCUUGACUUACAAAUUUUGCAAGAGAAAAUUUUGCUCUCACGAACUUUUGAAUAUUUUUCAAAACCUGCAAAAUGGAAAUAUCAGGAAAUAUCUAUUGUUAAUUCAUGUCGGUGUAACUGGAUCGUCUUUCUCUACCCUAAUGUAGAUCCGAGUCGAGAGACACGGCAAGACGCGCGAAGGAACCUGUCGGCGAGUUUUUUCCGACGGCCAAAGGUGUGCGUUAGAAAAGAAUAUAUUGCUCAAAUAUCUACCAACCCAAAACGCGCAAAAGCUCUAUUUGCCACAUUUCGCAAUUGACGCCGUGCAGCGUGCAUCCCGUGUUGGAUUAUUUGGACGAUAGUGAUUAAUUAGCUAAUUAUCACUUUUGCGACGGCUCCGUCGUCAUCGGGACGACGAUUGGUUUUCAUCGUUGUUUCAUUGUGUCGAGUCGUCAUGCUUCAUCGUUGAUUCAUUGUCACAGGCGAAAGGUCGGAUAUUUACGAUUGAUGUGACGAAGCGACGAUUCACGAUUCACAUCGAUGAUCGAUCUUUGAUCGCUUCGCGCAACACUUGGAUCAGUUUUCGCGGACGUGAUCGCCAAUUUGCACUAUUUUAUCUCAGCUUAUUGCACGAAGAGCGAGCUCGUCGUUGCGCUUUUCCAGACAACACACAGAUAUCGCGGAAUAAAUCUGACCUGUCUCUUAAAACCAGCAAUCAAUCUCUUAAAUGUCUAACAAUAAGCGAAAAACACGAAAAUGAUCGAAAAAAAUCAUGCUAUUUAAAACGUCUCUGUUGGACUGUUUGUGUUGUUUGGAUCACCAGCGCCCGCGACGCAGUCGCGAUACUUUGCUUCGAAGGGCCUAACAAGCUGACAUUCGCGUAUGUGCGUAUUUAUUUUGUACGCUUUUACCCUUUUAAUUAGCUCGAUCGUGUACAGAUCGGUUCGACGAGGCUUUCGUACCUUAACCCUCGGAUGCGUUCGUGUAAGAUUGCAUUUGCUCGCCGCGAGAAUGAACUCUGAGAUCGCGAGACGCGUAUUUGUCAGCGUCGGGUCGAAUUAUUGUUUCCGCUUUCAAGCGCGAAUGGCGUGCGUUGCCGAUUGUUAAUUAAAACGUUAAGAUACAAAGAUUCGCUAGAUAAUUAAAAAAAAACUUUAAAUGUGAAAACGAUGUUAAAAAAAUUACGAUCUUCUAGAUUUAAUUGUGAAAAUCGUAGAUUUGAAAAAAAAAACUUCGUUUCGCGUUACGUUAGUUAGUAAUUGGAGAAGAAUUAUUGAAAAUUGUUACUAGAAAAUUGUUAGAAAUAAAUUAUGCAUGCUGCAAUGUUGUCGCGAGAUCGUGAAUUGAUUAUAAAUUGUAUCGACGUAAUAUGAAAAUGAUAAAGAGAAUAAGAUUUAAUAGUAUAUUUUACCAUUGAACUUUUUAAUCUUAUAAUUUAUUAGGAAAAGUAGAAAUAUAUAUAUUAUAUAUUAUAGUAUGAAUAAAACGCGACAAAUUAUAUAAUUAAUUUUACUUGCGAACGAUCAUUUAUUUGCCAAUCGUAGAAGAUUGACAUCGAUUGUUAGUCGAAAUCGUCGGCGUUGAAUUGAUCGCAUCCGGGGGUUAAAACACACACGCGGUGGAGAAAUGCAUUAUUUUUAUUUAUUUUUCAUUAUAUUGUCACAAUCCGAAGCACAUCAAUAGGAGAAGUUAAUCAUUUACUUACGGUGUGUAAAAGUGUGUUGUAUUACGAAUAAGGCGAAUGAUACUGAUCGAUAACGAACAUUACGAUUUGCGAGUGCUUAUAUCAAAUAUUAAACGAUAUAACGAGAUCUCUCUAACAGAAAGAAGAAAGAAAUGCGAAGGACUUCUCUCUCAUUUUCUUCUUUUUUGUUUUCACGUACGUCUUUGUAUAUUGUUCCACAAAUUGUGUAAGUACUUAUACUGCUGUCGCCCACAACCACACCGAUAUAUGUUGCAUUUGUAUAGAAGCUACUUUUCAGCAGUGCAUUUUCGUUCGCGGCGCGAUACUCGGUAGAGCUUGUUAUUUGUUACCGCGAAUAUGUUUUACUCGCUAAAUAUACACCUAUUCAUCUUUCCUUCCCUUUUCCUUCCUUCAUUCCUCUCCUCGUCAUCCUCUAAUCGUAAUGAAUGAAAAAAACGAAGCGUUUCGGACAGGGGCGCGCCCGUCGAUUCGCGCGAAACAAUGCGCGCGAUCGCCAUUCGGUCGAUUCCUUGCGUUCACUCUAUCUCCGUUCUCUCCGUAUAAAAGCGAUUUAGCGAAAAAAAAAAAAAAUCAUUAGUGUAAUGUUUUCUGACGAUCCUGUACGCCAAAUCGAAUUGACUUGUUACAUUUGUAAAUGUUUGUAAGUACUACCGUACGUAAUAAAAUAAUCGAGUAAUAAUCAUCGAA
Messenger RNA from Pseudomyrmex gracilis, 8460 nucleotides. RefSeq names its product coiled-coil domain-containing protein AGAP005037. Gene Ontology annotation, cellular component: cytoplasm. The record is from RefSeq and is a predicted model, not a curated record. Lineage: Eukaryota; Metazoa; Arthropoda; Insecta; Hymenoptera; Formicidae. The transcript is spliced from 20 exons. Bases 156 to 3959 code for a protein of 1267 amino acids.